Messenger RNA from Cyclospora cayetanensis, 1626 nucleotides. RefSeq lists its product as uncharacterized. Lineage: Eukaryota; Apicomplexa; Conoidasida; Eucoccidiorida; Eimeriidae. The coding region runs from base 1 to 1626 and encodes 541 amino acids. The transcript is spliced from 4 exons. The record is from RefSeq and is a predicted model, not a curated record.
AUGCUUCGCUCUCAUGGGGCUGGGCCUCCUGGAGCUGCCAAAGAUGCUAUGAACACUCCUGUUCUCUUGGGUUUCCGUUUUGCUGCUGUAUUCUUUGCCUACCCAAACACUUUUCCCUCCUGUACUUCGAGGGGGGCCGAUAUGCCUGAUGCGUUCCUUGCGAAUUCUCACGAUAUCGCCGCGCAACGAGCCACUGUCAAUGAAAGUCCAUUGCCCCAAUUUCGUUCGCGCGCGUCUAGUCUUUUACCUCCUUCGUCCCUGGCCUCUGCCUCGUACCACCACUCCGCUGCGUUGCAACGCUAUUUCACCAACCGGUAUCACAAGAAGAUAUGCCCGAAGUGCACCAGACCCAAUAUCUUGCCAUCUCCUGUCUGCGUCUUUUGCCGAAAGGAGCUGACAGACCUGGACAUUCACCCUAUAGGGCGAGAUGCCCUCCGCGACCUCGUGGUGUCUAGGCAGGUAAAUCAUGACCAGACUGCGACACUGCUAUCUAAGGCAGAAAAAAGGCAAAAGGCAGAAGGGGGGAAUAGGGAGGAAGGAAGAGUGUGGAAAAGCGGCAGGGUGGUACCCCUGCAGCGAGCACUAGGUGAUUUGCCGCGUCCUCUGGGUGUAACGGCUUCCUUCGAAGAGUGCCCUUCUCAAGGCUUUACCGAGCUCUUCCGUUCCUUCCAUUUUGUCAUCUUGACGUAUCCGUUUCCCUCAUCAUUCAUUCACCUGAUCGCGGCCCCAAAAGCCUCCAUUUAUGACAUCAGGCAGUUGCGAAGGGCGCAUCUUCCUCUCUUGCUUAGCAUGCGAGAAAAAGUCGCUGCUCUCGCCCGUUCGCUGCUCGAUAUUGCGGUUCUACCUGCCUCUGGAUCCCUACCGAAGCCGAACACUGCACACAGGGGGUGCUCCCCAGGUGCAGGGAAAGCGCCCGUCGCUUGCGUCGCAUCAGGCGAUUCAAAGAAAGGGGAAACCAUGGAGAGAGAACUAAUAGGAAGCGAUCGUCGCAGAGCAGAGCUGCAUCAAUCGAUAAUUCUUGGUUUCAACUAUCCAGCGGAGUAUGGCCAGCUGUGUCUUCAUGCACUGGUUCCACCUUUUUACGAGCAAGGCAUCUUCCAGCCCCCGUUCUUCUAUCCGUUCAAUAAAGUCACCAAAGACCUUGAAACUAGCCGUUCGGUACAAGUCGUGGCGCCCCAUACUCUAUUGAGCAUGCAGGAAGACCCAGUGUUGGAGACCGUAAAGCAGCGGGACGCCAUGGCACGGCAACUUCUCGGAGUCGCCACUCAUGCAGAAGCGGAUAUAUUGCAUCGAAACCUGAAAUCAUCAUGUAUGACACUUAGCAGUAGGGUUCACCUGCUCGCGCUUCGUCCGUGCACCGCCCCCACAAUUUGUUCCCAAGGGGCGACGAAUUCCUGCGGAUGCUACAGCGAAAAUGCCUCAGAGAAGGCAGAUAAGACGAAACAAGCAAACGAUUAUUGGAAUGCAACUGAGCCACACUGCACGCUGACUUGUUUCAGUAGCGUGUGUCUGGGGUGUAGAAUACAUGCAGCUCCGCAAGUUGUAAGGUUCGAUUCUGCGAUUGCCCGGGGAGAUCUAGGAAGGGCGAUGCAAUACAAUAAGUACGGAUGCAGGCACUACAACUAA